Messenger RNA from Metopolophium dirhodum (rose-grain aphid), 769 nucleotides. RefSeq lists its product as uncharacterized. Bases 1 to 669 code for a protein of 222 amino acids. Lineage: Eukaryota; Metazoa; Arthropoda; Insecta; Hemiptera; Aphididae. The record is from RefSeq and is a predicted model, not a curated record. The transcript is spliced from 2 exons.
AUGAUCAAUAGCACCGGAAUAUUAUUGGUAUCCGGCGCCAUCUCCAACAGUUUAGAAAAAUAUAAACCGAUGAAACUGGAGGGGAAUCCUCUUGUACUUACACAAGACGAUAAGUUAAGGAGGUUCCGGCGCCGUGACUUGGGAAAAGUUGUGCAAACAAUCAAAAGGGUAUUCCGGAGUAAACCAAACUUGACCACACCAUUGUUGGACCAAUUAUACAAAAGUAUAAACCAUCAGGGGGAGUCGACUUUGUCAACGGUAUACCUACAGAAAUAUUUGCACAUCGAUAGCAGGGAGCCAAUAAUAGUUUUUUGGAACGGAACGACAGAUCUAACAAUUGUAAAAAGAUUAAGGUUAAGGGGUAUAUUAGCGUUUUUAAAUAUAACGGCGUACAGUGAUAGGAAUAAUAAUGAAUUUAAUUUAAAACUAACUAACAUAGAAACAAGAGAAACCUUAUAUUCAGGGUACAUAGGAAAACUUAAUAAAAACGGCAGGAUGUUAAACUUAUUAGAAGCACAUGGAUUGGUGUGCAAUACGAAUCAUCAUAUCACGCAUUGUCACGAUCCAAUUGCUGAUGUAAUUUUAACCAAAUGCGUUUUUGACUAUGAAGUCACGAAAAUAAGGCCGAUAUAUUUGUAUAGACUAGGUAGAAAAUAUAGGAAAAAAUAAAAAUAUAUAUAGAGAUUUUUAGGAUAAUUUCACGGUGAAGGUAAUUACGUAGACUUAACACAGUUAUAUUAUUUUAGAUUUAUCGAAGAAUUAAAAAAAA